Messenger RNA from Elaeis guineensis (African oil palm), 4614 nucleotides. RefSeq lists its product as uncharacterized. Lineage: Eukaryota; Viridiplantae; Streptophyta; Magnoliopsida; Arecales; Arecaceae. The record is from RefSeq and is a predicted model, not a curated record. Gene Ontology annotation, biological process: cortical microtubule organization. Gene Ontology annotation, cellular component: cortical microtubule.
AAAUCAAGUGAAGCCCACUCCAGCGAGAGCGAUGCUAUGAACACACACAGCAAGAGAGUGAAAAAAAGAAGAAAAAAGCUUGCUUCCGAGAAAAUCUUAGUUAAAGGAAAAGGAAAAGGAAAAAGAAACCCUAGAGAGGUUGGUUGGCUCUCCGAUUCCUCUCCCUUCCAAUCUGUCGUAGCUUGAUCCAGUUUCUCUUUGCUCUGGCAUUCGGAUUCCGAGGGAAAGUUAGGGUUUUCUUGCCGCAAUUCGUCGUCGCCAGAUCUGUGACUGGAUUUCACCCGCGAAGCGCCGAAUGCUGCUCUCCGGGGGCAGGUGAUUGGUAAAGAAGAGGUUUUCUGCACGCAAUUUGGUGGAUGGUGGGGGAACCUAGCUUCAGAGCUCGGAAGGGAAAGAGAUCAGAGGCCAUUGUGCUGUGGAAAUGUCUAGAACAAUAAUUGUGACUUUUUAUCACAGGCUAUGGUGGUAGAACCACCGCCUGACGUAUUCUAGAUGGAAGAUUGCAUGUCAUGGGAUAUUUUGUUGGAUGGGAGUCGUCAGUUUGGUGUGUGAGGAAGAGGGAGGGGUGGAGCUGCAGUGAGAAGGGACCUUGUGGUUGGAAAAGAUGCCUCCUUCGCCUGCAUUGAGGUGCUCUCCUGGAAGGGACCAUAGAAUGGAGAAUACACACAGGAGGGGCCGAAGCUUUGAGAGUGGGCUGAUGCUCAAAGCCAAAGACGACGAUCUUGCACUUUUCAAUGAGAUGCAGAAUCGUGAGAGAGAAAACUUCUUGCUCCAUUCUACAGAUGAUGUUGAUGACUCUAUCUCAAAAUUGAGAUACUUCUCAGAUUUCAAGCUCAACAUCAACAUUCCAGCUCGAGGAGAGAGCAGCGAUCUACUGAAUGCAGAUGGCGAGAAAAAUGACUAUGACUGGCUGUUGACUCCUCCUGAUACUCCUCUUUUUCCUUCAUUGGAUGAUGAUGAUGAUGAUGAGCCUCAAUCGGUUAACCUGGCCCCUAGGGGGAGGCCACGAAGUCAACCUAUUUCAAUAUCAAGAUCGGCCAUGGGUGAGAAGGUGCACAGGACAGGUAGAAACAGUGCCAGUCCGCAUCAACUAAGCCCGUCCCCCCGAUCUAGUUACAGUGCAGUUCAAUCGAGAAUAAGGCCAUUCUCAGCUCCUCGCUCUAGCCCACCUCCUGUUUUACGACCAACAACUCCUUCACGAAGGGCAAUAACUCCUCCAACUAAGCCAUCAAAACCAACUCCAAGGUCUUCAACUCCGACAUUACAAAGGAUGAGCACUGGUUCAAGCGGGCAGGUGUUCUCCUCUGGAGCAAGGGGAACUUCCCCAGUAAAGGCAAGUCGGGGUAAUUCUGCCUCACCAAAAUUUCGAGGUUGGCAAUCAAACCUCCCUGGUUUCUCCUCGGAUGCACCACCAAACCUCCGAACUUCUCUAUCAGAUCGGUCGACAUCACGUGUGAGGGGGUUGUCUCCGGCAUCUGGAAAUGGAAGGGAUUUAUCAUCAAAAUUUCGAAGGCAGUCAAUAUCACCUUCUUCUUCCUCGAGAAGUGCCAGCUUGUCACUUAGUCAUGAGCGAGAUCGCUUAAGCUCUUAUAGUAAGGCUUCUUCUGCUGAAGAUGAUGUGGAGUCGAUGCACUCUGUAUCUGUAGGAACAUAUGGCAGCUCCAUGGCAAGGAAAAAUGGAGCAUUAAUGAAUAGCAGAGCUAUGGCAUUCUCUAAGAAGCCAUCGAGAAUGCCAUCUGCGAAUUCUGCCCCGAAAAGAUCUUUUGAUUCUGCACUUCGACAGAUGGACCAUAGGAAAACUCCACAAAAUAUGUUCAGGCCACUUUUAUCAAGUGUCCCUACAACCACAUUUUAUGUGGGUAAAGCAAACAGUUUGCACCGGCCUAUGUUCUCUAGAAAUUCUUCACUCACAACAAGCAGCAAUGCAAGCUCUGAGCAUGGAGCCAGUGUUGCACCUGACAUGGAGGAUAGUGACCAUGAGCAGAGUGAUCUGGCUGGUGACUGGGGAAAGACUCAACAGCCCGAUACCCAAGAGGAGGUGUUUAUAUUUGAUAAAGUGGAUGAGCUAAAUGAAGAUGCAGGUCAUAGUAUUGAUGCACAUAAGCUUCAAAGCAGUAAUGAGUGUUCUGAUGAAGGGAUGGCCGAUAAAAACUUUGAAGAAGCUAUGACUGACAAAAUUGAUUCACAUGAGUUAGAAAAUUCCAUUAGCAAUGUUGGUGAUGCUUCAAGUAUUGCAGCUGCUUCUCAAACUUCAAAUGCUGCUAAUGAACAUUCUGAGGUUGGCUCUCAUGGAAUGACUGCCAUUUGCUCUAAAUGUGGAAAACACUUCCAUGUCAUGGAAGCGGAUGGUGAUAUGGAUGUCUGUGAAGAAUGUGCUGCAAAGAAUAGGCUUUUAGCUUCUGUAGAACUUGGGGCUAAUGUUCGUGUAACUCAUGAUGAAAUGGUUGAGCCUAGCAUUUCAAUUGGAAAAGAUAGAUUAUGUGGUGAAGUGCAGCUACAAACAGGAGUGCUCAAACUGUCAGAAAGGAAGGGUGGUGAAGUUAUGGUUAGUCAACAUGGAAGGAGCAGUGGACAAGAGCAACCCGAUUUCUUGGAGGAUGGUUCUCCAUUUCAGUUGGCAAAGGAUCAGGAAGAGCUAAACAUUUCUCAACAGCAAAUGGACAGCCAAAGUGAAGUGAGUAUUCCUGAAUUUGAUAAUAGAAACAAGUCUCAACAAUCACAACUUACAAGCCAUCCAAGCCUCAGGUUUGACUGUCCUGAAGGUACAGGUAUUUCGGUACUUCUAUUGCAAAGGUCAAACAGCAGCAAAUGGCCUGUUGUGCAGGGCAGAUCUUUAUCUGCUACAAAUAUACUUUGCUCUGAGCCUUCAUAUGCAAGAGAUCAUAUGAGUAUGAGUGUGAUGAGACGCAGCAUUGGUAGGGAUGGUGCCUCAGUUUCAUCUUCUGUUGAUCUGGGAUCAUCUAAGUACACGGACAUCUGUGUUCAGCGCCAAUUAAGCAGCAGGAAGGGUGAGAUAGACAAUGUCCGGAGUGAUUGUAACUCAAGUACUAGAAGUAUUGGUUCACAUUCAGAAAUUUUGAUUAAUGCCACUGAAGCUCCAGUUCUUGCCAAAAGUGAAACAGUAGCAGAUUUUGAAAGCUUUGUUGGGGGUACGGAGAAUGAGGCCCAGCAACAACAGUUUUCUGCUACUGAAUUACAUAAUUCUUUUAAAGGUACAGAGGCGAGUACCAUGGAACAUGCAUCUGUUGGGCAAGCCAUUGUUGAUGGAGAUGCAUCUGUCUAUGCUGAUAGCUGCAUGGCAUCGAAUGCAUCUGACUCACAAUCAUUGAGUCACCUAUUGAGCAUUAAUUUGCACGAGGCUUUCUUAGCUGAUAACCUAAAUGAUGAGGAAUGCACAUCUUCAAACAAAGCUGACGAAGCUUUCUGUGAAAAUAAUGAAAGAAAUAUCCGGGAUGCAGCAAUAAUUGCUACUCCAGAUUGCUCUACUAGUGCAGAAGAUCAUAUGCUAAUUGAUACCGGCUGUCGAGUUGACAUUUCUGAUGCUGCCACCCAUAGCUCUUCUAUUGUAGUCAUAGGAGAACAAAAUGAUCAUUAUAAUUCUCAAGACUCACAAACUGAGUGCACACCCUCCCAAAUAUCAGGUAACAUGGAGGAUAUCCAUGAAGGUCGUAUAUCCACAACGUCAGAUAAGGAUGCCUUCAUUUCUGCGACUCAGUCUAACAUUGCUGAACAUCAUCACUGUAUUCACGAAGAACCAACAGUAAUGGUUGAAGGUCCAAAGAAACAAAUGGUAAGAAGCUUGACACUGGAAGAGGCAACUGACACCAUACUCUUCUGCAGUUCUAUCAUUCAUGAUCUGGCCUACACGGCUGCAACAAUUGGGAUGGAAAAGGAGUUUGUUCCACCUGAGAUUCCCCGUCCAACAGUUACAAUAUUAGGAAAAACUGUUUCUGAUCUGAAAGACUCAUGCAAGAUUUCCAAUAAACGGAGUCCAUAUUCACGAAAGGUCAAACGGAAAAAGGUGGAGACUCUGACCCCAUUACCAUCUGCAGAAUUGGGAAAUAGUUGGAAAAAAUCAGAUUGUACACCUCCCAAUCCUGAGGUUUCAAACACGGUGGAUGGUGUAAAGCCUCCAAAGCUGGAAUCAAAAUGCAACUGCACAGUGAUGUAGAGAGUUCUAAUUCGUUCAGCGCAUAUAUUUCGAUGAGAAUUGCAAUGUUUGCCACGUUCUCCACCCUUCAGUCCAGUAUUUGUAGAGAUCUCUAUAUUCUUUCUGAAGAAUGAAAUUUAUAUACUUUCAGGGGAAUAUCAGCAUGUAUGCCCCCAUUCCAAUGUAUUUGUAGAAUAUGCCACGAGCUGGUAACGUUAUCUUGCAAAAUUAUUGUCUUUUUGGUCCGUUCACGAGGUGAAUCAGAGGUUUGAGACAGUCCAUCUCACUGUUUUCCUGUUAGUCUCGCUUUGUGCUGAUGAUCUGCUGUUUUGUUUUGCAUCUUCUGAGGAAAGGGUGCAGUAUGAGUUAUUCUUUUGUAAAUUCUCUUAGUAUUGCUUUUUGGUGAGUAACUGAAUGUUUGCAUUUCAUGAACUUUAUUUUAAGAAUUUGCUUGAAAGGGGAUU